Spirodela intermedia is the source of this 72-nucleotide messenger RNA. NCBI's taxonomy places the organism in Eukaryota, Viridiplantae, Streptophyta, Magnoliopsida, Alismatales, Araceae. The record is from the annotation of a GenBank genome assembly.
AUGAGUUGGUCCUCGUUUUUUGUUCCGGUUAAUAGAUCUUGUCCUUCAAUUAUCUCUUGCAUUAUUGGUUGA